Messenger RNA from Onychostoma macrolepis, 1483 nucleotides. RefSeq names its product smx5 (gene lsm2). The record is from RefSeq and is a predicted model, not a curated record. Lineage: Eukaryota; Metazoa; Chordata; Actinopteri; Cypriniformes; Cyprinidae. Gene Ontology annotation, cellular component: P-body; U6 snRNP; catalytic step 2 spliceosome. The transcript has 5 exons. Bases 84 to 371 code for a protein of 95 amino acids. Gene Ontology annotation, biological process: mRNA splicing, via spliceosome. Gene Ontology annotation, molecular function: RNA binding.
UCUAGCCAAUAGAAGCACGAAGUGAAGAACCCGGCAGCUCUCUUUGAUGACGUAUGUGAUCAGAAGCACAAAACCGCGUGAAAAUGCUCUUCUACUCGUUCUUCAAGUCCUUGGUUGGCAAAGAUGUUGUGGUGGAGCUCAAAAAUGACUUGAGCAUCUGUGGAACAUUACACUCGGUUGAUCAGUAUCUGAACAUCAAACUGACAGAUAUCAGUGUCACUGAUCCAGAGAAAUAUCCGCACAUGUUGUCGGUGAAGAACUGCUUUAUCCGUGGAUCAGUAGUGCGAUAUGUUCAGCUUCCUGCGGAUGAAGUGGACACACAGCUGCUACAGGAUGCUGCACGCAAAGAAGCUAUGCAACAGAAACAAUAAUGUGUUUAAAUUUGAGAAUAGUUUUUUUUUUUUUUUUUUGUGGGACUGUUCACAAGCAUCAUCUGUGGAGCCUUGUAGAUUAAAUGCUUUUUUUCCUACCUGAAAAUUUGAUGUAAAGUUUUGAUCUUUUUUUUUUUUCCUAGAUAUUCAUUUACCUCUGUUGUCAUGAGGCCCAUUACUGAGAGGGAAUGACUUUGAGUUAUUAGUGGUUUUGUACUUUUAAUAAUGUUUGGAAGGUUCUGUAUUGCAUCCGAAUGACUUUUUAGUUAAGUUCUUCGACCUACUACUAAUACAGGAAUAAAGUAUUUUCUUCCACGGUCUACUUUUUGUUAUUUUAGUUCAACCAUUGAAAACGUUUACUGACUGACUGCGUUCAAAUUCGCAUACUGUCUGAGUAAAUACUUCUGUUGAAUAUGUAAUUAUUUUACAGGUGUUAAAAAAGAAUGUUUCAUAUCAUGGGUCUCCAACCCUGCUCCUGGUGAACUCCCAUCCUGAGUUCUGCUUCAGCCUCAAUCAAACACACACAAAACAUGUUGAAGAGCCCAGGGUUACUUGAUAAUUACAGACAGGUUUGAGCUGAAGUCUGCAGGAAGGUAGCUCACCAGGCACAGGGUUAGAGACCACUAAUAUAAAACUUUUUUUUUUUUUUUAACAGGCGUAAAUUAUUAGUUUUAAGUCAUAUGAAUGUAACCUGGAUGUAUGAUGUAUAUCAUGUGACAAACCAGUGUCGCUUGCAUUGCUUCACUUUCCAUUCACAAAUCCUCUCUUGUGGCCUCAUGCAAUAGUUAAGUGUCCAUCGUAUGUGCACUUCAGAAUCUUGCUGGAGAUUACUUUUUAACCACUCCUUUUAUGAAUACUUUGAAUUUGGACGUUCCACUUUCUCACAUACAUUUUUUGGCCUACUAUAUAUAGUAGGGAAGUAUGUGAUUUUGGAUGCAGCCAAAGCAUAUGUUGCACAGCUUAAAAUGUUUAUAUACAAGUUAAGACGGGGGUGCCCAACCCUGUUCCUGGAGAUCUACCUUCCUGCAGAGUUCAGCUCCAGCCCUGAUCAAACACAACUGAACCAACUAAUUAGGGUCUGAAGGAGCACUUGGUAAUUACAGACAGGUGUG